Molecule: messenger RNA, 2490 nt
Organism: Kalmanozyma brasiliensis GHG001
Lineage: Eukaryota; Fungi; Basidiomycota; Ustilaginomycetes; Ustilaginales
Product: WD40 repeat
Exons: 1
Coding region: 1-2490 (829 amino acids)
Biological process (GO): carbon catabolite repression of transcription
Cellular component (GO): cell tip; nucleus; cell division site
Molecular function (GO): protein binding
Source: RefSeq, a predicted model, not a curated record
AUGGCCAUGCCAAUGGCGUUUCCCGCCACGGCCAUCCGACCGUUACCUGGCGCUGGGACCACGCUCGUAUCAGCGCAGCAGCCCGUGAGUGCACCUGCUGUCAUGACCACCGAGUCCUUUGACGCUCCCGAGGGAAUGUACGUCUGCACCUCUCGCUUCACAUCACCACCGCAGCCCAUGAUCCAUCUCAAUCCGGUACCUACAACACAAGUCGGCUUGUCAGCCAUCUACCCUACUCCUCGUGUCUCCACCGUCAGCCCCCGAAUUCCAGUCCCCUCCAAAAAGGCAUCGGAUAGCAAUGACACAGCCACCGCUCCAGCACAUGGCGUCUUGCUGGAAGCUCCGCUCGCUUCUCAAGGCAUAGACGCACCUUCGACCAGCUUGACGGGUGGACUCCCGCCAGGCAGCGCAGGUCCAUCAGCAGGUAUCGCCGGCAUCGGUGGUCCCGGCAUGGGCUUCUCCGGCCUUGGCGAGACCAUGGGCAAGCUGAGUGCCAAACCUACUCGGCCCAAGAACAGUCUCAAAAACACCUCAAGCAGCUUUGUCAACCGCAUGAUGACCCAUCCAGACCUCGCAAAGAUCCUCAGCGCCCGCACCGAGAACGAGAACUUCACCUUCUUGACCAACGCUCGCUCCUUGUUCUGGCUCGCAGACACCACCGGCAGGACCAAAGAGAGUCUCGGCCGCAUCACCUUUGGCGCUUCUCCAUCAGUUCACGACGUCAAUCAGUUCACCCGCGCACACGAUCGUCUUGACCUCAUCAUUGGCUUUGUCACCGGCGAUCUCAUCUGGUUGGAUCCCAUUGCUGCCAAGUACACCCGUGUCAACAAGGGUGGCUGCAUCGCCAACUCGGCUGUCACACAGGUUCGAUGGCUGCCGGGAAGCGAGAACCUCAUCAUGGCCGCGCACGCCGAUGGUAGCAUUGUCGUCUACGACCGCGAGAGGGAGGACCCCAGCGACUUCAGUCCCGCGACGUGGGAGGCUCUUGCUGGCAGCACCGCUUCUUCGUCCAGUGCCGCGCUUCAAUCGGCCCUGGGUGUGCCCGGCACACUGUCGUCAGCAGCCAUGUCGGCAAGCCAGACGUCCGCUUCCAACGCAUCGUCCUCUUCCAAUCCGAGCACAUCGGCCGUUGGUCCAGGGCUCGCUUCGGGCAUCACCGAGUCGCGUCCCAUGCUGGGCAAUCGGACGGUCACCAGCUCGACCGCCACCACCACAACCCAGGCCGACAUCGGCGACACCAAUCUCUCCACCAGCUCUGGAAGCGCGACGCAUCUGCCUAAACCUCGCAACGGCGUCGCGCCAGGCACGCUCUCUCAGCGUCGUCAAGCCGCGGACUCCACCUCAGACGGCCAACCACUGCUCCUGGUCACCAAGCCAGGCUCGGUUCCCAUCGCCUCCGGAAUUCCCUCUGGCAAUUCCCUCCACUCGCGCGAGUACCAGCAAGCCGCCGCAGCCGCCGCCGUCGCCGCUGCCAACGCCAGCGGCCUUUCCGGCAAGGGCAAGGAAACCGCCUGGUCCCGACUCAACCCCGUCUCGCACUGGGCGGUCUCCAAAACCCGAAUCACCGACUUUGCCUUCUCGCCCGAUUACUCGCACGUCGCCAUCACCGCCGAGGACGGCAUCCUUCGCAUCGCCGAUGUCAACUCCGAGCGGCUGCUCGACACGUUCGAGUCGUACUUUGGCGGUCUCAACUGCAUCGCUUGGUCUCCGGACGGAAAGUUUCUGCUCACCGGUGGCGAAGACGACCUGGUGACGGUGUGGGCGCCGAGGGAGGGUCGCAUCGUAGCGCGCUGUCAGGGACACACAUCGUUCGUCACUGGGCUAGCAUGGGAUCCAUGGCGGUGGUCGUCCGAGGACCGCACUUAUCGAUUUGCAUCUGUGGGUGAGGACUGCAAGAUGAUUCUCUGGGAUUUCUCAAGUGCUGCGCUCAAUCGGCCGAAGACGUAUGCCCCUCAUGCGAACGGCCCGCGCCGAAGCUCGGUCGGGCUCGGAUCGACCUACUCGCUCGGUGCGGACAAACAUGGCGUCUCAUCGAUCAGGUCCCCCGCCUCAGCCAGGCGGGUCAGCACCAACCUCGGCAGCUACGAUAGGGACGGUCUGACGGACGACACGAUUCGACACCCGGCAUUGCCCAGAUCGGAAGUGGCGAUUUUGCAGCCUGUAGUGACGGUCGAGGUGGAUGGUGAGAUCCCAACGUCCCUGCGAUUCAGUCCGGACAAGGUGGUGGUGGUGAGGAAGAACGCGGCGGUGGACACAUUUACCAGACCACUGCCGAAGCGGCCUACGAGCGUGGUGGCCAGCGUUGGAGCAGGAGAGAGGACGAGCGGCGUGGCAGGCGCGAGGUCGAGGAUGGGACUGUUGGGACGCGGAGGGAGAAUGUUGGAGCCAUUGAAGAUCGGUGAGCCCGGUGCGAGGGUGCCGUCGUCAGUGACGACGCCGACGACUCCGAGAAAUGCCACCGCGGCCAAUGGCAACGGUAUCACUGCAUAG